AUGGGUAGAGGACCAAAGAAGCACCAAAAGCGUUUGAGCGCGCCAAACCACUGGCUCUUGGACAAAUUGUCCGGUGCCUAUGCUCCUCGUGCAUCCGCCGGUCCACACAAGCUUAGAGACUGCAUGCCACUCAUCGUCUUCAUCCGCAACCGUCUCAAGUAUGCCCUCAACUCUCGCGAGACCAAAGCCAUCCUCAUGCAACGCUUGAUCAAGGUCGAUGGAAAGGUCCGCACCGACGCCACAUACCCAGCAGGUUUCAUGGAUGUUAUCGGUAUCGAGAAGACCAGCGAGAACUUCCGUUUGGUUUACGACACCAAGGGACGUUUCACCGUUCACCGUAUCCAAGCUGAGGAGGCAGAAUAUAAACUCGCAAAAGUCAAGAGAGUGCAAUUAGGCAAAGGCGGAAUCCCAUUCUUGGUCACGCACGAUGCUAGAACUAUCCGUUACCCAGACCCAGCCAUCAAGGUUAACGACACUGUCAAGAUUGACAUUGCUACUGGAAAGAUCACCGACUUCAUCAAGUUCGACACCGGUGUUAUCGCCAUGGCUACUGGUGGUCGUAACAUGGGUCGUGUUGGUGUCAUCACCCACCGUGAACGUCACGAUGGAGGUUUCAACAUUGUCCACAUCAAGGAUGCCAUAGACAACUCCUUCGCUACCCGUGAGAGCAACGUUUUCGUCAUCGGAGCUGAGAAGCCAUGGAUCUCUCUACCAAAGGGUAAGGGUGUUAAGCUCACCAUUGCUGAGGAGAGAGACCGCAGACGUGCUCAUGCCAUUGCUGGUAACUAA
This is a messenger RNA of Sclerotinia sclerotiorum 1980 UF-70, 789 nucleotides long. RefSeq names its product 40S ribosomal protein S4. The coding region runs from base 1 to 789 and encodes 262 amino acids. Gene Ontology annotation, molecular function: RNA binding; structural constituent of ribosome. Lineage: Eukaryota; Fungi; Ascomycota; Leotiomycetes; Helotiales; Sclerotiniaceae. Gene Ontology annotation, biological process: translation. The transcript is spliced from 3 exons. Gene Ontology annotation, cellular component: ribosome; cytosolic small ribosomal subunit. The record is from RefSeq and is a predicted model, not a curated record.